Thecamonas trahens ATCC 50062 is the source of this 534-nucleotide messenger RNA. RefSeq lists its product as uncharacterized. The transcript is spliced from 2 exons. NCBI's taxonomy places the organism in Eukaryota, Apusomonadida, Apusomonadidae. The coding region runs from base 9 to 353 and encodes 114 amino acids. The record is from RefSeq and is a predicted model, not a curated record.
UCUUCUACAUGGCCAUGGCGUCUGGAGAGCAGAAGCAGCAGCUGGCAGCAGCCUUCAAGGUCUUUGUCCAAUACGCUGGUGCAUCUGCAGGCAACCUGUCCAAGGAGGACUGUGCCAAGGUCUCGCCUGUGCUGGAGGAGAUGUAUGAUGAAAUCAACACCAACAAGUCGGACACCAUCACCAAGCGCGAGUGGCUCGAGUACUGGACCAACUACCCCGAGUUUGAGAAGAACGAUAUCGUCACGCCCAUCGUCUCGCUGGCAAAGUCUUGCAAGGAAGAACUGCUGCGCAACGAGCGCGAGACGUACCGCCAGAAGGAGGACGAUCCGUGCUACUUUCCUGGUCUCGAGUAGUUCACAUCGCUACGUCACGUUGGCGUUGAGCUCUUUGUGGUCUUACUCGCCAUGACGGAGCUCGGGCUGAGACAGCGCGGGAGACCGCAAUUGCCUUGGCUGGUGGAAGGAGAUACUCAGGCCUCGACGGGUGCUGCUAUGGGAUUGAACUUGUAGAGCGCAUCAAAGACACGAAAGGUGA